AUGGUCGGCAUAACACCACCUUUGACCACCAACCCUAACCCAGCCAAACCUGUCGUGACCGACGAAGCUUUUUGGGAAGAGCACAGUACAUUUGCUACUGGAUUACCCCAAAGUCUCUCAUCUCCCUCGCUGAGUAACCACGCCAAUAACGAAGAAACAUACGUCAAGCAGUAUUUUGAGCAUUUCCAUCCGUCUUUCCCUCUGUUGCAUCGACCUACAUUCACUGUAUCCUUGACGCCGAAGUUACUGCUGGAGGCCGUUACUGUCAUUGGAAGCUUAUUUUCUCCCAACUUAUAUGAUCAUGGGGAGACGCGAGCUCUCGCACAGUGGCGUCAAGCUAUAUGGCAAAGUGGACAGGAAGAGCUUCGGCAUAUGGUUUCCUUGAAUUGCAGUGAGAUCAGACAGCCCUGGGUCAUGCAAGCGUGGCUUCUCUAUAUAAUCUACGGGGUAUACGCAAGCGAAGCAGGUCAAUUCCAGACCGUGAAAAAGAUGCUGCGGCAACUUAUUGAUGCUGUACGCGAAAUUGGUCUGUCCCAACAGGGUAUCGCUAUGCCAGAUGCCCAGUCUUGGAUGUAUCAGCAUGAUUACAAUUCACCCAGAGAUGAUUCGCAAACUCUCUAUACACGGUGGAUGUCCUAUAUUACCACUGAAUCGAUGAGACUGUCGCUGUACACUCUAGUCUUCCUGGACUCACACACGUUUUCGCCCUGCAAUUCUCGGCCUUUGAUGUCACCGAUGGAACUUGGCUGGGAGCUUCCCUUCCCUAUCAAUUUGUGGGAAGCCAAAAACUCCGAGAUAUGGCUUUUGAGAUUCAAUGAGAACUUUGGACUUUCGACUUUUACAACAGCCAACAGUCUGUUACACGGGCCGCGUGGCGUUGGGACCGCCUCUCUGACAAUUGCUACUCAGCAACUCAUGACCGAAACACCGGACUCGGAACUUUUAUCAGCGCUAGAGGCAUCCCCCUUUGCCGCUUUUUGCGUUCUGACGAACAUGGGUGCUCUUGUGCGGGACUUUACGCGGUGUUACUAUCAGAUGCCGCCCAGUCCAUCCGAUCCGAAUCCGUUCCAUAUACUGACUCAGGCUCAGAAUAAACAAGUGCACACGGCAAUAGAAGCAAUUACGAAGAUUGUCAAGAAGCAGGCUUACACUGGUGACAACCCCCAGUUUCUCCUAUGGAGAACGAACGAGCUCUUCAUCUCUUCUCUCAAGAUCAGCUUAUGUCGCCCCGAUCAGCUCUUGGUAGGAGGCAUUGUGGAUAACAGUUUGAUAGCUGGGAUGGCUGCUUCCACUCACCUGACUCAAGGAAACCUUGUCGCGAUCCGACGGUCAGCACCUCUUGUUCUUCACCAUGUCGGUGGCGAUGAGGGAAUUUUGGCUCUUUUGAAUGAUCUAUCUGGCGCAUUGUCCAGAAUCUCCGGGGAGGAGCAGGAUAAAGUGGUCCGCGAAGCACCAUGGGUCACCGUGACCAGUUACGGUGUUUUAUUAUGUAUCUGGGGAGCGCUCAAACGCGCAAGCACCGAUAUCCGUCACCACUUGAACACAUUCAACGAACUCCCAAAAACCUCGGAAUCUUGCAUGUUGAUCUUCAACACCCUUAUGGAGUCCGCCCUUCUCAAUUUCUCCACAGAGAAUGAUCGGGUCCGAGACCCCCGUUUGUGGACUAUGGAUCGGGAGGCUUUCGUUAGUCUGCUUGAUGAAGGAGAGUCACUAUUUGUCAAUUUAAUCAAGGCCUUCUGUCAGCGAAGAUCCGUGUGGGGGAUCGGGCCUUCCAUGCUGGCUGUCUUGGGCGAGAUCCCGGGUACUGGGCCCGAGUGA
Molecule: messenger RNA, 1818 nt
Organism: Penicillium canescens
Lineage: Eukaryota; Fungi; Ascomycota; Eurotiomycetes; Eurotiales; Aspergillaceae
Product: fungal specific transcription factor domain-containing protein
Exons: 4
Coding region: 1-1818 (605 amino acids)
Biological process (GO): regulation of transcription by RNA polymerase II; DNA-templated transcription
Cellular component (GO): chromatin
Molecular function (GO): RNA polymerase II cis-regulatory region sequence-specific DNA binding; DNA-binding transcription factor activity, RNA polymerase II-specific; zinc ion binding
Source: RefSeq, a predicted model, not a curated record